This is a messenger RNA of Suillus clintonianus, 1605 nucleotides long. Its product is annotated as N-acetylglucosaminyl transferase component-domain-containing protein. The record is from RefSeq and is a predicted model, not a curated record. The coding region runs from base 1 to 1605 and encodes 534 amino acids. The transcript is spliced from 12 exons. Gene Ontology annotation, cellular component: endoplasmic reticulum; membrane. NCBI's taxonomy places the organism in Eukaryota, Fungi, Basidiomycota, Agaricomycetes, Boletales, Suillaceae. Gene Ontology annotation, biological process: GPI anchor biosynthetic process.
AUGUCAUCUAUUUUCUGGCCAUGCGAUGUCGUAAGGAGCGGGUUCUGCUACGGGUGGGACCAUCCCGCACUAUGUGUAGCGGGUGUACUAGAUGUCGAGGAGGACUCACAUGCAGACGCUCUACUCCAACGUGUCGCUCGUUCCGAGGAAGCCCAAGCCCUGAUUAAAACUUGCGGUACUCCACGCGUUCUCGGACGUUGUCUAUUCAGCUCGUUCGUGAGGUCAUCAUACCCCCUACCGGAUGUCGAAAUGUUCUGCGGCCCCUCACGGGCAUGCUCUACUGCAUACAUAUACUACCAUCGUCAUGAUACAAAUUCUUUGAGGUUUUAUGCCUUGGGUUCGAAUGGAACACAUCUUUUCGAUCUUGAGGAUGAGGUCUUGCGCUCGAGCUUGAAGCACGAUUUUUCUCAUAUCGCGACACCGCCAUCGCAAAGCGCGUCGAAUACAGGGCAGAUUCUCUGGAACUCUGCGAAAUCUCUCGAGCACUUCCUAGAGCAUGAGCAACGUGCUCAGACUACCGUCAUCCAAGAGUCCAAUGCUCGCUUUCAAGAUUUUUCAACGUUUACGGCUAUCGAUAAGAAAAUCCAAUGUUUAAUCGACAGAAUCGAAAGUUCGACUAAUCUUUUCUGGCGUGUCACGUCCUUUGUCUUCAUCUAUUCGAGAGAAUUUAGCAUCAUAGUCCAGCAGAUUGAAUUCAGGGCGAGGAAGUUGCGUCGCUUGCUCCGUGGUGUGCAAGCUGUUCCAAAUGGGGACGUGGGCCUCAAGUCUUCUCAAUAUAUUGAGUUUUACAACACCCUUUGGAUCAUUUUGAAUGAUCUCAUCAUUGGGAUCGCGCUUCGUCAGUUUUUACGUCAGGACCCAGAGGCUUUUCUGCACUUUUUCAAGCUCACCUUCGAGGAUAAGGCCGUCCAUGAAAUACGACAGAUCCUUCUGUGGCUAGACAGCUGGCCUGCCGGCCUAAAGCUCAACACCGAGCUCAGCCGAUUCUACUCGCACAGCUUCAUGGGAUUGAUCGCGCUUUGGAAUAGAAUUUUCCGGAUCGUCAUACCUCUCCUUCCCAUGUUAUUCAGUGCACUUGAACUUGGGAGUGUAUUUGGGGUGACGAUGGCGCUCGCCAUGGCGUGUGAUAUCAUCUGCGUCUUUACGGCACAUGUACAACUGUGCUAUUUGGUCUCGGUGACCGUGUAUGGCCAUUUGUUACGCUUGGUGGCGUCGCUUUGGAAUCUUUUUCGAGGGCGACGACAAAACGUCCUAAGGAAUCGGACAGAUCCUUGGGACUACGAUGUUGAUCAGCUACUUUUUGGGACUAUUCUCUUCACUCUCGUCGCUUAUCUCUUUCCUACCGUUCUGGUGUACUACAUUCUAUUCGCUACAAUGCGUGUCUCGACCAUCUUAGUGUAUGCGAGUUUGGAGACGGCGCUUGCGUUCAUGAAUUAUUUUCCACUUUUUGCAUUGAUGCUGAGAGUCAAAGAUUCACAGCGAUCACCUGGUGACCUUUAUAUGAGGGUGAAAUCAACCAAGGGCGGAAAUGGCGUAGAUGUUUCUGUCGAGAGCCACCCAUUGCCUCUUGCUGUCACUUUCAGCCAGUAUGGUGCGUCUCCCUAA